This is a messenger RNA of Astrephomene gubernaculifera, 2391 nucleotides long. Lineage: Eukaryota; Viridiplantae; Chlorophyta; Chlorophyceae; Chlamydomonadales; Astrephomenaceae. The record is from the annotation of a GenBank genome assembly.
CUAAGUACUAGACUUUUAAGUUUUUUGUGUGGCUUUCCUAUAACUCAAUGCAGGAAUUGUUCGGCAGCCGUAUACGGUACAGUAGGGAGAUAGUAUAACUCGCACUUACUGCCACAUUUUGCUCAUCUCAAUCGACCUUUCACUGGAGCUCGCUGCCCUUCCGCUGGCCUUCCCACUACGCAACUCCUGUUGAAAGCAUUCGCUCAGUGCGUCAACGCCUUGGCUCGGGUUUGCUCAGCAAUGUCUAGUGAGAGUAACUCGGACUUGAUGACUUCCUAUGGCAGUGCUCGUGUUGGCGGACGACUUGGCGGUUCAUGCCUUCAAGGCACCAUCGACGAAAGUUACUACGAGUGUCUGGAUUUGGGCCUGGCUGCCCUUUCCAACAAGGGCGUUCAGGGCACUACUGGCGCCGAAGGAGAUGAUGACCACAGCCUGCGGGUCGCCCUGGCUAAGGCGCUGCGACUUGUUGCAGCCCUGCGCGCGGAAAACGAGCAACUGAAGGAGCAGAUUCUGGAAGCAGAGGAGUUACUCGCCGCUCGCGACCUCGCCUUGGACCGCUUUCAAGCUGAGAUCGAGAACUUAACUGCAUCACGUGACCAGUACUCUGUUCAGCUGUCUCAGAUCUGCUCCCAACCCCCUGGUAGAUUUAUCACCAACAACACCAGUAGCAACACCACCAAUAUCCCAGGCGUAUCUCACCACCACCGACCUCCGCUUGACCGCCGGCCGCCAAAUCGUCGUACUGCGACCUCCGGCCAGCCGCCCCAACUACCUCGCGCGGCUUCAUGCAGCGGCAUACCUGCCUCCUGCGCUCUCCCCGGUUCCGCCGCCUCAACGGGUGGCGCAUCCUCUGCAGCUGCAGCUGCCGCCGCCAACACCGACAGCAGUUUCCUGCAGAGCUUGCUACCGUUGUGGCCACUGCCUCAGUGGUUUAGCAGCGGUGGCGCUGCUCCAGCCAGCAACAGUAGCGAGGGCGCCGCUUGUGCCGCUGCUGAAGUAACGUGUGGCCCCGCAGGGGCGGCGGCUCGAUACUCUCCGGGUACUUCCCCGUUGUCCAAGUCCUCCUCCAGGGCCGCACUGAUAUCCACUUCGGGUGGCGCUGCGGCCAAUGCCACUGCCUGCUGCGACGCUGGUGAAGAGGAGGAGUACUUUGGAACCUUUCGAACCCCACUCGGCAAGCCGGCCAAGGAGCAGCACCCGCCGUCGAGCUGCUCCCCCUCAUCCUCUGACGCAACAAUACCUUCGGGCUCCCUGGAACGAGCUUCUACAGCGCGUACAGAAGGCGAAGGCAACACUUCUGCCUCAUCUCCCGCCGCAAGCAGCAGCGAAGCAGACGGUUGCACUAGCAGCCGUGUUUCCUCCCCAGGAUUCUUCUCGUCAUCCCCAGCCGCCGCAGUCCACUCUGACGAUGAGAACGAUGACGAUGACGCCUCAUCGCCCGGCCGGAAUUUCGCCGUUCAUCCAGCCAUUGCAUUCUGGGGCCACAGCAAGACGGAAAGCAAGCGCGCGAUUGUGUUGAACCGCGUGGCUGCUCCGGGUCGCUCGCCGCACCGGUCUGCGUUUUCAACGGACGGCAGGGCUCCGCUGGAGUUGCCGCCAGUACAGGAGCACGAAGGGCAGCAGCAGCAGCAGUCACAGCCGCAAAAGCGGCGUGCCGAGGUAGUCCGUCGUAGUUCGUACAUCUGGCGGCGGCAGCAGCCGAGUGUGAAGAACAUGUCGGAGUCAGGAGUCUUGCCCAGCUCAACGGCAGGGGCAGCAUCACGGGCUGCGGUUCAGAGUAGCAGCGCGGGUGGCGCAGCAGCCGGGUCAUCCGCAGCAGCAGCACCAACUGCAGCGGCAACACCCGCGGCACAUCAGGAAGCCCGGAAUGCGGAGUUCAUUUCGUUCAUGGCGCACUUCAAGGAUAGCUUUUAGUUGCGCGGCUGUGUAGGGUGCAUAUACGACGCGUGUUUUGCGCUGUGGUUGCGUUGUUGUCCGCGUGCUGCGAUGCACGCUUGCAGUGUUGGGGUGCGCAUGCCGGGGAAGCAAGUCCAGACCUGUGUAUGUUUUAUAUUAUAAGCGGUGUCAGGAGGCAUGUCGCCUGAUUCAUUUCGUGUCCAGAAUAGGUUAGGGUCAGUAAGGUAGUUGUUAAAAUUGCAGGAUACCGAUAGGUCGUUUCCCCCGGAUGCAGUAGGUCGUUUCCCCCGGAUGCAGUAACAAGGGGGUUCAGCUUCCUCAAAGCUGGAAAAGGGCGGAGCCCCUCCUCUUCAGUACAGGAAUGUAUUAUUACCACUGGAAUGAAUGCGAUUACAGGGGAGUGGAACGACUCAAUGGGCCUUAUAGACUUGGAAUGAGCACGGCAUGCGCUCCUGUGACUCCACGGCACCAGAUGACCUAACACGGAUGUUAUAC